CCGAGGUGUAAUUUUUCUUUCUCACUACGGUUCGGAUGUAAAUCCUGCGGAAAGAUGCGUAUAAAAGUGGAAGUUGUCCUCACCAGUGGUUCCGACGGUGUGUUCUAUCCCGGACAGGAAGUGAUUGGAGAGGUGAUUGUGGGGUUGACCAAGACGAUUAAGGUUUCGCGCGUGAAGUUGCUCAUUUGCGGUGUCGGGAAGACGGAAUGGAGUGAGGCUAAUGGGAAUGGUGCGAGAUUUUUGAGUCUGGAACAAUUCCUGUUUCAAGCCAAUGAUACGGCAUCGAGUACAGUGUACAGCGGCAAGGAGCGGUACCUUUAUUCGGAACUGGUGCUGUGUCAAGUGAAUGAUUUCAUGCAAUCUGGUGGAUAUUCGUAUGGAUUCGCUUGUCCCCUCCCGAAAACACUACCAGCCUCGUUCGAAGGUAACGAUGGACACAUUCGAUAUUCCCUCACGGCUACCUUGGAGCGACCUUGGAAACACUCCAAAUCACACUCACUCAACUUUCAAGUGUCCCGACAGCUCGAUAUAAGUAACGAAAUUCUUCUACCUCUCAAAGCAAACUACGCGAAAACACUUGGCUGUUGGCCAUGUAUGUCGGCAGGAUCUCUAUCGAUGUCUGUGCAGCUGACAACCAACGGAUUUGUUCCCGGUCAGAUAAUCCCGGCGCUGGUAAUAGUCGACAGCAGACGAAACGUAAAAAUUCGCAAAAUCACAACCGUCCUAAUGCAGAAAAUCUCAUACACUGCUCACUCACCGAAACGGCGCCAACGGAUCGAAAGUACGAUGAUCUGCAGAAAUGUGUCACCGGGAAUCACUCUACCCGAAGGUGGUGUGCUGGCAGAGGAUAAUCUCCAGGUGCCGUACGUACUGCCAUCGACCAGCAGCGGUUUCUCGAGAAUCAUCAAAGUAGCCUACGAACUGAGGGUAACGAUGGAAAUUGACACCUGCUUUCUGCAGGAUCCUAUCGUGACACUGACCAUUCCGAUUGUGAUCGGAACGCUGUCCGAACGUGACUCGGAAUUGUCGGACAACGAAUCCGUACACGUUUGGUCCUUGAAGUCGGAUAACUAGUUCGUAGGUGCGUGUAUGGCGUUUCGAUCGGCUGAGAAGGC
Topomyia yanbarensis is the source of this 1115-nucleotide messenger RNA. RefSeq names its product arrestin domain-containing protein 2-like. Gene Ontology annotation, biological process: protein transport. The coding region runs from base 55 to 1074 and encodes 339 amino acids. The transcript is spliced from 3 exons. Gene Ontology annotation, cellular component: cytoplasm. The record is from RefSeq and is a predicted model, not a curated record. Lineage: Eukaryota; Metazoa; Arthropoda; Insecta; Diptera; Culicidae.